AUGAGCAAGACAAUUGUAUUGGGUGAGGAAGAAGUAGUAAUAAUUGGGUUUUGGACGAGUCCUUACGCCAUGAGAGUUCAAAUUGCCUUGGAAGAGAAAGGAGUCCCUUACCAAUACGUGGAAGAAGAAAAUCUAUUCCACAACAAAAGCCCUUUGCUUCUCCAAAUGAAUCCAGUUCACAAGAAAGUUCCGGUUCUUAUUCACAAUGGCAAUCCCGUUUGUGAAUCCCUCAUCAUUCUUCAGUACUUGGAUGAUGUUUGGAACCAAAAAUAUACGCUCUUUUCUCAUGAUUCUUACGAGAGAGCAAAAGCUAGAUUUUGGGUUAAUUUCUUUGACAACAAGAUAGCAGACUGUGGGAGGAGGAUGUGGGCUAGCAAGGGACAAGACCAAGAGGCAGCAAAGGAGGAGUUCAUAGAAAGCUUGAAACUGUUAGAAGGCGAGCUCGGGGAGAGCCCGUAUUUUGGAGGCGAAAAAUUUGGGGUUUUGGAUGUGGCUCUAAUUCCCUUCUCUUGCCGUUUCUACACUUACGAGAUGUUUUGCAAAUUCAAAAUAGAGAAAGAAUGCCCCAAGCUUAUGGAAUGGGUGAAAAGGUGCAACCACAGGGAGAGUGUCUCCAAGAUCCUUCCGGACCCCUACAAAAUAUAUAGUUUUGUGCUUCAUUUCAAGAAAAUGCUUGGAAUUGAUUGA
This is a messenger RNA of Morus notabilis, 687 nucleotides long. Its product is annotated as probable glutathione S-transferase parC. NCBI's taxonomy places the organism in Eukaryota, Viridiplantae, Streptophyta, Magnoliopsida, Rosales, Moraceae. Gene Ontology annotation, biological process: glutathione metabolic process. The record is from RefSeq and is a predicted model, not a curated record. The transcript has 3 exons. Gene Ontology annotation, cellular component: cytoplasm. Bases 1 to 687 code for a protein of 228 amino acids. Gene Ontology annotation, molecular function: glutathione transferase activity.